AUAUUUGAUUUUAAUUGACAAAUUUAUUUUCUGUUCAUGUAGGCAUAUUUUAAAAUAAAUAAACUCGCACAGUCUAAAGGUCAGAUUCCAUUGGUCCUGUCUAUUAUAAUCUAUUUGUGAACAAACUUGCGGGCUACGGACGGGGUCGAAGGGUUCAUUUGAUGAAGAGAGGAUUGAAAUGAUUUCUAUAGUGCGCCGAUCAUCCAAAUAUUGAACUUUUAAAUGUGUAGAUAAGAGAAAAAGUGUUAAGGCAUAUCUGUUGUUAAAAUCUCUAGUAUAAAUUCAAUAAAAUGGCUGCACCUACAAGAAUAUUAAGCCGUGUGUUGGCUGAUGGAAUUAAGGUCGGUCAAACGAUCAGAUUCAAUAGUUACGAGAAUACUAGAAAAAAUUUAAAAUUAACUGCACAGUCAAAAGUUAUAUGCCAAGGAUUCACUGGAAAACAGGGAACUUUUCACAGUAAACAGGCGAUUGAAUAUGGUACACGAAUGGUUGGUGGUGUUUCCCCUGGAAAAGGAGGAAAGACUCAUCUAGAUCUACCCGUAUUUAAUUCUGUGAAAGAGGCUCGUGAUGCUACUGGUGCAGAUGCUACUGUCAUUUAUGUACCACCCCCAGGGGCUGCAGCAGCCAUUACUGAAGCCAUUGAUGCAGAAGUUCCACUCAUUGUUUGUAUAACUGAGGGUAUCCCUCAACAUGAUAUGGUUAGAGUAAAGCACAAGUUGCUGCGCCAAAACAAGUCCAGACUAAUUGGACCUAAUUGUCCUGGAAUUAUUGCUCCUGAACAGUGUAAAAUAGGCAUUAUGCCUGGCCAUAUUCACCAAAAGGGUGUUAUUGGUGUAGUCUCUAGAUCAGGUACUCUGACCUAUGAAGCAGUCCACCAAACUACCCAAGUUGGUUUGGGACAAACUCUUUGUGUCGGCAUUGGUGGUGAUCCCUUCAAUGGUACUGACUUUAUUGAUUGUCUGGAAGUAUUUUUGAAUGACCCUGAAACCAAAGGUAUUAUACUCAUUGGAGAAAUUGGAGGGGUGGCUGAAGAGCAGGCUGCUGAAUAUCUGAUGAAGCACAAUUCUGGUACUAAUGCAAAGCCAGUUGUAUCAUUCAUUGCCGGUCUCUCUGCACCUCCUGGACGUCGUAUGGGCCAUGCUGGUGCUAUUAUUUCAGGGGGCAAGGGAGGUGCUCAAGAUAAGAUAAAUGCUUUGGAAAAAGCAGGUGUUAUAGUCACAAAGUCUCCUGCUCAAAUGGGCAAUGAAUUGCUUAAAGAAAUGCGUCGUUUAGGAUUAGCCUAAGAAGUCGAUUUUUAAUUGUGUAUUAAAAGGCCGUUUUAUGCAUCAUCUAAGAGUUUGAAUUAACUGUAUAGCCUUUAAAGUUUUAACUGAUUUGCCUCACCAGUUCUUUAAUGUGUAUAUUCAAAAUUCCACUUGUUAUUAAAAUAAUCUCUAUUUU
Psylliodes chrysocephalus is the source of this 1440-nucleotide messenger RNA. Lineage: Eukaryota; Metazoa; Arthropoda; Insecta; Coleoptera; Chrysomelidae. The record is from the annotation of a GenBank genome assembly.